Messenger RNA from Fonsecaea erecta, 1113 nucleotides. RefSeq lists its product as hypothetical. The transcript has 7 exons. The record is from RefSeq and is a predicted model, not a curated record. Lineage: Eukaryota; Fungi; Ascomycota; Eurotiomycetes; Chaetothyriales; Herpotrichiellaceae. The coding region runs from base 1 to 1113 and encodes 370 amino acids.
AUGGAUUCAACACAAGCGUUUCUGGACAAUGUCGACGAUCUUACAGACCUCGAGCUGGCCGUCCUCCUCGGCCUCGUUGCGCAGCAUCCUUGCAUGGUGGUGACCAGGGAUGACCUCCUUGAUGAUUUGGCAUCCGAACUUGCACUGAUCGUCAGAGACAUGUUCAGUCUCUCGUAUAUCAUACUUGAUCGAGACGAUCUGCAGUCUAUCCAGACCUUUGGUGCUGCUAUUCUGGAUGAUGACAACAACGAGUUCGAUGAUGUACCUCACGAGUCAAAUGUUGAUGUGGAGAGUGGCAUGCUCCAUUCCAAGCUUGCCUCCGUAAAUUUCGGCGGAGGAUCGUCAAACACUGCUGAUCACCAGAAAUUGGAUACAAGGAGAGUUGUCAAUGUCAUCAUUGCCAAAGACUUCAACCUCGCACACGAAGACGUGCAGAUUCAGGCUCUCGACCUUAUCAGGAAGCGGAGAAUAUACAGUCGAACAACCGUACAUCUUGCGCCACCGAUAUUCCUGCUACUUCCGCUUGUUGCUGCCUCCUCUCAGCAUAUCCGAUUGAACAAACACCUUAACGACCGCAUAUUCAUGUCACACACUCACGUGCCAGAAGACGGAUUUCCCAACCUGGAAGAGUUAGACCACGCGGCCAAUUCAGAAGACCACGACUCCACUUAUUCCUACUCUAGAUCCCCAAGUGGAAGACGGCAGCAAAUGAUUGCGAAUCGCCGAAUCGACACCAAGUUGAUAGAACAGCUACGGGCCCAGGGUGAGGCUGCAACGAUCACUCCGGAAGUUCGAAGGUACCUGCAGGAUGUUGUGGCUUUUCUUCGGAUGGAGAGAGGUGUUGACGGCGGUAUAUCGCCGUAUGCAACGACCCUUUUUCUCGCCCUAGCAAAAUACCUGGCACCAUUUCACGGGAUUGAUUAUGUAACGCCAUCAUUAGUCGCGUUGGCGGCGAAGAAGAUAUACCCACAUCGAAUCAUUAUGGCCAUCCCAGGACGCGAACGGAGCACUCAGUACGGGACUGAUCUUGCGUCUGCACGAGACCUCUUGGAAGAUUUGGACCCAGACAAAGUGAUCCAAAACGUUCUCGAUACAAUUGAAUGCCCGACAUGA